ACGCGCGCACAGCGAGGGAGGGUCUCCGCGCGCUCAGUUCUUCAGUUUCAUUGACUUCUUCUGAAACUCAGAUGAAACUUUAGUUUCAGAUUUUUCAGAUUUUCAUCAGUUUCUUUCUUUCAGCUUCGCCUCUUUUUCUUUUUUUCUGUCUGUCACACAAUCCAGGAGCCUCGUGCGCCUCCACUGACUCCUUCAACCGGCCGGUUCCAAGCAGGAGACGGUUAACGGUCCGAGGAGCAACAGGAGGUUUCCACCACCGAGUCACACCGGGGACCUGAGGGGUUUAACAGGGAGUUUUUAACAACACACUUUGGUUAUUCGACUUCCACUGCCCGUUACUGCUUCAACAUCUGCCCACUGGACCCAGAGACUGACCCGGGAUAUCUGCCCACUGGACCCGGAGACUGACCCGGAAUAUCUGCGUCUGUCCUCCAUCAUGCGUCCCUGCAGCCUGGUCCUUGUUCAGGUCCUGGUCCUGGUCUAUCCUGCAGCAGGGUACAAUCUGGAUCAGGAGCACAGUCUGGAGUUCAGUGGUCCAUCUUCCUCCAUGUUUGGAUACUCAGUCCUGCUGCAUCGCCACAAAGCCCACAGCUGGUUGGUGGUUGGAGCCCCAGUAGCAAACUCGUCCUCCAAUACGGCAGUUCAUUCCCCAGGAGCUGUUUACCGCUGCAACAUCACUGCCGAGUCCCGCCACUGCCACUCCAUGCAUGCUGAGGUGCAGCAGUGUGGGAAGACUUGUGAUGCAGAGAGUGAUCACCAGUGGCUGGGAGUCAGUCUGUCCAGACAACCUGGAGACGAAGGACACAUCCUGGCGUGUGCUCACCGCUGGAAGAACGUCUUCUACUCAAAGAAAGACGGUCAGAACCACAAGCUGCCUAAUGGAGUCUGUUAUCGUUAUGGCAGUGACCUCAGACAUGCCCAGCCCAUCAUCCCCUGCUACAGAGACCACCAGAGGAAGUUCGGUGAGGAUUAUGGGUCAUGUCAGGCCGGUAUUUCCAACUUCCUGACAGAGGAUCUGAUUAUAAUGGGGGCUCCAGGGACAUCUUAUUGGACGGGUUCAGUUCUGGUCUUCAACACGUCCAGCAGAGGAAUGUCAGUGUACUUGGAUGACGAUGCCGGAUCAGUCAGCUUUGGAAGCUACCUGGGUUAUUCUGUCGGAGCUGGUCACUUUUUGAGUCCUGGUAGUAUGGAGGUUGUGGGUGGAGCUCCGCAGUACAAUCAGAAAGGCAAGGUUUUCAUCUUCGCAGUAGACAACACAAUGCUGCGAGUCAUCUCUGAAGUGUCUGGAAAAGAGCUUGGAUCCUACUUCGGCUCCAGCCUUUGUGUGGUGGAUCUUAACGCUGAUGGUCUGUCGGAUCUGUUGGUUGGCGCUCCCAUGGCCACAGGCAUCACCAGGGAGGAGGGAAGGGUUCAUGUGUACAUCAACCAGGGGCAGGCACAGCUGUUGGAGGCAGAGUUUCAGCUGACUGGCAAUGAUGCCUAUGCCGCCCGAUUUGGAGAGACCAUUGCUGACCUGGGAGACCUGGACGAUGACGGUUACAACGAUGUGGCGAUUGGUGCCCCACAGGAGGACGAUCUAAAAGGAGCUGUCUACAUUUACAACGGCAGGGCGGAGGGAAUCUCAUCAACUCCCUCUCAGAGGAUUACUGGAUCCACUCUGCAUCGUGACCUCAGGAUGUUUGGCCAGUCGCUGAGCUCUGGCAUUGACAUCGAUGAUAACGGCUACCAGGAUGUGGCGGUCGGUGCGUUCCUUUCUGACUCGGCUGUGGUUCUCAGAACCCGUCCAGUGAUUCAGGUGAAGGCGUUUCUGGCUCUGCCCGAGCAGAUUGACCAGCAGGUGGCCCUGUGCCGAGAGCACAAGACUCCAACUGUGUGCCUCAACGUUACUGUCUGCUUCAGCGUCAAGUCCAGACACUACAAAGGAGCUAUAGAUCUUCAAUAUAAUUUGACCUCUGACCUACUCCAUAAACCAUCCUUCCCGCAUCGUUUCUAUUUCCAUGGAAAUGGGUCAUCCAACAGCACAAAGGGGCGUGUGAGAGCGCGACAUGGCCAGCUGACUUGCACAACACACGUGGCUUACCAAAGGAAAGAUGUGAGGGACAUUUUUACUCCAGUUAAGUUUGAGGUUUCCUACAGUCACAGAGAAACAAACACCCACAGAGGCUCCUCCAAAACCUUCCCUCCAUUGAAACCCAUUCUGCAGCAGAGUGCAGGACACCAGAACACCAUCACCAACCAGACUUGGUUCGCUCGUUCCUGUUCACUAGUGAACUGUUCAACCAACAUGCAGCUGUCAGCUCAACUAGUGCUGCCACAUGAGCAGGAGUACUUUGCUCUCGGCUCUGGACAGACCAUCAUGUUGAAAACCUCUCUAUUGAACUCCGGAGAUGACGCCUUUUUGCCGCGACUGACACUGCGUUUUCCCAACAACAUCCACUACAUUAAAGUACUUCAUAACGACGACAAUGUGGUCAGUUGUGAUGUCACACAGGAAGUCAACAGUACAACAGCAGGUGUUGACUGCAGCGUCACCAGCCUCCUCCUCUCAGCCCACGCCCAGUUGAAUAUCAGUUUCCUAUUGGACGUCAACCAGAACAGCACACCUGGUGACAUCAUCAUUCAAGUCAAAACCAGCAGUGAUAACUAUGAGAGGGAGGAGUAUCUUCGUGACAACUCCAUGAGUCUCCUUCUUCCUCUGAAAUAUGGAGUCAACGUUAACAUCCACGGUUUUGUGACUCCCACCACAUUUGUGUUUGGAGAUGAAGACACGACUCCAGUCGACUGCUACACUGAAAGAUUCAACUACACAUACAAGGUGUUAAACUCAGGUCCCAGCAGGUCUGUAGACACUGUGGUUGACAUCACGCUACCGAAGAUCCUCACACCUUACAGGCACAGACUGCUGCAGGUGGUCGACUGGCAGUCAUCUCACGGUGUGUGUUCGAUUAGUGACACAACCGUUAAAGUUGAGAAGGAUUGCCAGAAGGUUCCCCAAGCUUCCUUCAUCAAACAGCUCAUCUUCUUCUUCUCCUCCACCUCCACCCGCAGAAUGUUUUGUGGUCGUGGUGAUGAGCUGUGUGAGCGGUUGGUGUGCCAUCUCGGUAACCUGGAGGCGGGGAGAGAAGCUUUCAUCCAGCUGGAGAUCAGAGUGAACCCUGCUGUACUAUUGCAAGCACCGGGUCGUCAUGGUGUGAUGAAGUUGGAGAGCACAGCAAUGAUGUCAAAUCCAAGAGCAAGUAAUCACACCAUCCUCAUCCAUGAACAACCUGAAGCACAGGUGGUGGUGGAAGCUCUUUUUACCCAGAAACCCUCAACAACAGUGAAAGUCUUCAUAAUUGUUGUCAGUUUAGUUUUGGGUCUAAUGAUCCUGGCUGCUCUCAUCUGGUGUCUGUGGAAGGCUGGUUUCUUUAAACGGGAGUUCCAGAAGAAGAAGGAGGAGGAGGAGUUCAAGAGAGACAGCUGGGACUAUGUUCCUAAAAACGAGAGCACUUCAUAACAUCUGGCUAUGACCUCUGACCUCCAACCACAGGAUGGAGUUCACAUUGUGACUGUGCAACAGUUUUAACGAGACAUGUGUGCUGAUGGAUGGAUGGAGUGCUGCGUAUGAAAAAUAUGGCAACCCAAUUUGUCCAAAACAUCAUCGGCUAAUGAAAUCUGUCCAGACUGAGUCAGCUGGUUUGAACACAGAUGGACGUGACAAGACGGAUGAUAAAAUGUCUCGAGUGAACGCCUCCUGAACACACCUCAACCUGAACGUGCCUUUUAAACUAUUUUUCCUGGAGUUCAAAGAUUUCUCAAAGACUGCAGCGAUGGAUGGAGGAGCGAUAAAAAGGGAAGUGAACCUGAAACAACCAAUUAGAAGGCCUCGGAGCUUCCUGGGAUGUGGCAUCAGUUAUUGAUGACCUUGAAUUUGACUCUUUGAAGAGGAAACAAACCAAAGGAAGUGACUUUCUGAUGACCUUUAACCUCAGGGGAUGGAAACCCAGCCUCUGAUUGGUUCAUAACUCUCUUAAAAAAACCUCUGUUUUGUCUGUGUACAUUAUAUUUCAGCAUGUUUUUUUACCUGCUGACCAACACUUUAAGCACUGGUGACACACACAGAGCAGACACACCUGCUGUGUUGCACUAUUUGUCGGCCGUAGCACACACACCAGAUGCAGGAGUUUUACGAGUGUUUCAAUGGACGCCAAACACCAUCACUGUGAUUUUGCCCUUCAGCCUGUUUUCACUCUGGGAUUUAUUAUUUAAAGAUUUUCUCUCUGUAAAAGCCCAGUUGGUGAUAUUUCAUGUCAGAAUCACUUCAUUACAGCGGAGUCACAUUAUCGAUGGAUUUGCUGAAGUAAAUCUGCAGGGUUUUUUGUGUUUCACUCAAAUUUGCUUCUCUUUCACUUUCCUCCGAGGAAACCGAUAUCAUGUGACAUCAAAUACGGCUUGAGUAGUUUUUGGAAUCAAGACGUACAUUUUUAAUUUAAGAGCGCUUGUCAAGACACUCAAAGGCCCUGACCACAUGUAGAUGGAGAUUUUUUUUUUAACAUUUAUGUUUGUUUUACAUAUAGACUGAAUAAGGAAUGGACGUCUCCACUUGAACAAAAAGCGUGACAAGAACUAUUUGAAUGACAGUAACCUUCUUUAGAAGAAAAUUAUUUUAACUUUACUUUGAGUUCUUACUUUUGCUCCUGUCCCUUUACUCACAUAGAGGGCGGGACUUACCUAAAACCUGUACUGCAGCCUGCCACCAGGGGGCGAUGUCCUCCAUCUUUAUUUACAGUCUAUGGUUCUAUCUGAUACUCUGGAUUUUCACAGUUCCAGUUGCUUUCAGUUGGCGAAGCUGGUCUUCAGCCAAUCAGCAUCUUGCAAUGAGGUGGAACGAGGGAAAGGACAGACAGUCACAAAGAGCAAACACAAAUGAUGAUCUCACGUGAUAGGAUGGUCUUACCAGGCUUCAGUUUCAAUGGAACUGAUCUUAGACCACCUUAUUCGAGUGAGUUCAGGUAUAUUUUUUUGGUUUGUAAAAAGCAAUGUCAAAAACGCUUGGAUUUGAACUCAGUAAACGCAGUAAAAGAAGCAACUUGUUGGGUGACAGAGUCGGCAGAGCCACAGGGUUGAGUAAUGGAAGACUACUUGAAGAAAUGUCUGAUAAUUUAUGAAUAUUGAAAAACUCCAUUUUUAUUGUCUGUAUGUUGUGAAUGCAGACAGUUUAACCAGCUGCCGCCC
Molecule: messenger RNA, 5214 nt
Organism: Centropristis striata (black sea bass)
Lineage: Eukaryota; Metazoa; Chordata; Actinopteri; Perciformes; Serranidae
Gene: itga4
Product: integrin alpha 4
Exons: 29
Coding region: 437-3496 (1019 amino acids)
Biological process (GO): cell-matrix adhesion; cell adhesion mediated by integrin; cell-cell adhesion
Cellular component (GO): integrin complex; external side of plasma membrane
Molecular function (GO): integrin binding
Source: RefSeq, a predicted model, not a curated record